AUGAUGAGUCGAUUUGGAAAGGUUUUAGGACCAAGAUUAUCCACAUUAAUCACUAGUAGCAAACAACUUCCCUCCCCUGCUACCUUAGCUUUAAGAUACAAUAGUACUGCAAACCAUGUUGGAAAGCUCGAUAAUACAUUCAAAGGUCAACAAAUUUCAAUAGAUAGAGAAUUACCUGAUCCAUUCAAGUUCAAGAAAACCAAUAGAAAAUACUUCUUUGCUUAUGGUAUCGGGGUCAUAGUGUCAUGUGUUGUUAUAUUUAAUUACGAAAAAACCACAUCCCCAAUUUUAAAUUCAGUGUUCUACUUCCUCAGAAGAAACCCAUCAGUAUUGGACAAAUUAGGUGAAAACAUCAGUUACAAAUAUUCAUGGCCAUGGAUUUCAGGAGAAUUGAACACCGUCAAAGGAGAAAUCGAUAUCAGUUUUGAUAUCAAAGGUGAUAAAAAUGCCGGAAAAUUACAUUUCAAAGCUUCAAGAUCCUCCAAAUUAGUUCCUUUCACCAUCCACCAUUGGUUUUUAGAAGUUGAUGGACAGAAAAUCGACUUGAAAGAGAAUGAUAAGAUAGAUUUUGGUUUCUAG
Yamadazyma jaroonii is the source of this 579-nucleotide messenger RNA. The record is from the annotation of a GenBank genome assembly. NCBI's taxonomy places the organism in Eukaryota, Fungi, Ascomycota, Pichiomycetes, Serinales, Debaryomycetaceae.